AUGCUCACAUCCACCGACAUACGCAUCGCCAGCGCGGAGAACGCACGCUUCAAGUUCGCGCUGCUCAGCCAGGGCUGGGUCGGCAACGGGCCCGGCGCAACAUACCUGAUGAAGCAGAUUGCAUACGCCGAUGUGAUGCGCAUCCUGCUAACUGACGAGCCGUUCGACGCGAAAGAGGCGCUGCGCAUGAACCUCAUCAACGAGGUCGUGCCGCACGACUCGCUGAUGGCGCGGCGCGGAGGAGAUUGCGAACCACAUCGCAGGACUGCCGCCACUCGCCGUGCGCAUGAUGAAGGAACGCUCAUGAACACGCUGCUCACACAGCUCAGCGCAGACGGCGACGAGGGCAGGCAGGCGUUCCUGGAAAAGCGCGCCCCCGACUUUACCGGAAGCAUACGGCAGAAGGGCGAGCCAUACCCCGAAAUCGACGAGCAGCAGCGCGCGCGCCUCGACGAAGUGCGCCGCGAACUGCUGGGCUGA
Geodia barretti is the source of this 480-nucleotide messenger RNA. The record is from the annotation of a GenBank genome assembly. Lineage: Eukaryota; Metazoa; Porifera; Demospongiae; Tetractinellida; Geodiidae.